UCGAGAUUUCACGAGUCGACGGGACGAGCGGAGCGAGACGCACGCGCACCCGGCGCGCGGAAAAUGUCUUAAAAUACUUACGCGUUUGUUUUUCUAACAAAUCGAGUGUAGUAUUUUGGUAUAGGGACUAGUUAUCGAACCUACUGAGGUUAAUCAGUGUUAGUGAUAGUGUUAAAUUUAAUAGCGGAUUUCUAAAAUGUGUCGCCAAUGUGUCGCAUAAUGGUCAAAAAUAUAAUUUUGUAAAAAACAUGAGAAGCGAGAAGCGAUGUGAAAAUUUUGUUGUUUAGACUUAUUUUAGUGUCGGGGGUUGUGAAUUAAUUUUGAAUACAGUGUUAUGUGAGAAUUAUGGUUGCCAUGAUUGAGGUAGCGGAACGACCGAAUAACAACUUUUUCAGAUCAUUCCUGCCUGCAGUCAACUCGCCUCCGGUGCCGCACCGAGACAUCUCGGGGGCUUCCACGGCGGCGUACCGCCCCUACAACGGCGACCAUGGAGCCCUACAGAACCAAGUUAUCAGAGCUUCGCAGCCGGCUGACCCAGAACGCAAGAAAGACAAGAAGUGGUCCAUCGGGAAGCUCUUCAGGCGAAAAAAGAAGGAUGAAGAAAGCGGAUCUUCAUCAGAAAGCGAAGAGGGCGGCAGUUUGCGCUCCACGUCUAAGAGGAAAUCUAAUAAAAAGAAGAAAAGGACUCCUGCUGUCAAUAACUUCGACCAUAUAGUUAUAAGAGAAACCAGGCGGGCCCAGAGCUUAGCUAAACCUAACGAUCGUGAUUUCACUGACGAUGGAGUGCUUUCCGACCCAUCCGCUGGCUUCAUAAACUACAGGCCCAAAACUAGAGAAGUUCAAGCGUCAAAGGAGUCGCUGAGCUUAAGGGAUGACGUUUCCACCAGGUCUGGAAGAGUCGGUCCAGAACCUACGAUGAGAAAGACGAGGAAAGGCCGUCUAAAAGCCCGAGUUGAAGCGUUGCGAAACAGCAUGAGAGGGGAAUCGAGCAGCGACGAAGAAUCCUUGAAGUCGUCGAAUUCAUCUUCUAUGGUCCGAUUCAGGAGCGACGACUCAUUGAUGCGUUCACGUGACAGUUCGCUGAAUAAGAGGUCACGAAGCGCUCGAAACGAACGCUACAUUAAAAGACUCUCGAGAGACGAAGAGAACCAGCUCAACAAGGAAGCCGAACUGCUGCAGCAGGGAUACACGAAAGCUGAAGUAGAAAUGCUUACACGAACCCCCACAAGCCAAAGCAGUGGUUACGGCACCUGCAAACGAGAACAAAAUAAUCAAAAUCCUGAACUUGGCAACGAUUUAACCCGACGACCAAUCAAAUCCGAGUCAAUAUCUUCAUUUCCAUCAACUCAAAGUUACCCUUCAUCAAUUAAUUUUAAUGCCAAAAUUAACAACGAACAUAUUAACUAUUCCAUACCGUUUCAAGGUAACUUUGUCAAAGAACCGCUUUACGCUAAUAAUAACAGGGGAAAAUCUGUGCCACGCCCUGAUGAAAAAGCAGAUAAAGUCAUGUACGUUAAAUUUCCUCUAGGAAAUGUUACAAAUAUUAAAAGAGAUGAACGAGCCCCACCAGUGCCACCCCCUCGAGAUAUGCAUAGAAAAGUCGCAACCCCUAUAUCGAUGUACUAUGAAAACCAUUCAGUAGUAUCCGAUAGGAUGGGCAGCAAUCAAAACAUUACGCACGGCGUACCUAACAACGACUUCGAACGAGUAAUGAGACGGAGUCAAGAGAGAACGAUUAAUCAUGGGCCUAAUGGACUACGUCGACCGAUAUCAAACUCUGAAGAUCACCUUGCUAUACAAAACAACGAAUACUUGCAACAUCUGUAUCAGAAAACUGAGCAGCCCAGAAGGCCAGCAUCAGUUUCCGCUGAACCUAAUCACUAUGGAAUUUAUGCUUUUACACCACCAUGGAGAAAUAAAAUCGAGCAACCCAAUGUAGUUAAACCCGAACCAGUCCAAUCCAGGAAUGAUUUCCUCUACUAUGCUGACCACAGUCCUAGAUCUCGUAGACCUAUAAGCAUCAAAACUAGUCAAAACGGCUACGAAAAUCAAUAUCUUAGCGAUUCGCAAACAUCAGUUAAUGUCGCUGAAAGUAUUUAUCGUAGACCGAGAAACGCUUCUGAAUUUUGGAAGAAAUUAGACGAUGCCGAAAGGCAGAAAAAACAACAGAACAUAUAUGCCAACUCUAGAAGCAACAGUGAGCAUGUCAGGAAUACACCUAGAAUACACCAUUAUUCAGAGGGAAGUAAUAGUAUACCGAGUCAUAUAGAGAAUAUUGACAUGCAAAAUAAGAAUAGGGCAACAAGCGUUGAUCAGUCACGAGAUGUUAUAGAUGGUGCCAAAAUGUGGAAAGCAACGACCGAGUAUAAGAGGUCGCUCACCGUUGAACCGCCUAAAGCGGUCACUUCCCCGACCUCUAAAACACACGUUCGUCAUAAAUCUGACACCUUUGUGACUAACAGCUAUCAAAUACCUUCAGACGACGAUAAGAGUUCAGAACGUCGCAAAUCAACGAACCUUGAUGAUGCUCUCAACGAACUUGAGGCAAUUUACAAUAGCUUAGGAUUAGGAGACGAAGACCUGCUUGACAGGGCUGAAAGACGAGAGUCAAUGACUCCGAAAUACACUGAUCACUUCAAUGACUGGAAUGGAAACGAUGACGAGGUCCAGUUGAGAAGUCAACCAUCAACGCCGCUUCGGCGGAUAUCAAGGAGAUCAACACUGCCCGAUAAAUUACAAGACGAUAUGGCAUUCCGUAGAAUGAAUUCAUUCUCUAAAGAAAAACCAAAUUUGAAGGAAGCACAAGCACAGAUCAGUUACAUGCUCGCUUCGCCAGUGUAUGUACCUUAUGCCUCAGACGACGAAAGAUAUUCGGGGCGGGACGAACCAGAUAUUGUCCAUGACGACGUUGUUUACAGAAAUAUAAAACAAACUAACAACCGUUUGAAAACUCUUGAACCACAACCACCUUUUGGGAUUCCUCUGGGACCAGUAUCCCCUGCUCCUCAAAGUGACUAUCUACAUGCGACGCCUGAAAGUAAGGGACGCUCACGAUUUAUUCCUAGGAGAUCACCGGAUCUUGUGUCAGAUGAUUUAGCAUACAGAAGUUUAAGGAAAGAUGCUAGACAUUCAUCGUUGUUUAACGGAGAGGAUUAUGGUCACAUAAAUAACAAUCACAGUUACAACGAGUAUCCUUAUACUAAAGAAUCUGCAGCUAAUCUUAAAAAGAAACGAGCAGUUAGGUCUCUUUCAGCUAACAUUUUUACUAUGAUUCAAAAAGAAAUCGACGACGCGCUUAAUAUGAGCAAUGUGGCAACGUUGCAAAAAACUCAUAGCAACAGUGACGUCAUGAGGCGCUUGCGGGACACUUUCGAAAACAACGACAACGAGCCAGAGCACUAUCCUCGAAAUAAGGUAAAGCAAAGGCAUAAUACUGUUGGUCUCUUCGUCAAUAACUCGCACUCGCCAAAUCAUCAUUUCGCAAAAGACGACUCAUGCAUUCAUAGUGACGAUAAAUACCUCCCCAAACCUGCAUCUUGUGAUAAGUCCAAAAGUUCAUCCCCAUCAAAUCGAUCACCACAAGCUUCUAAGCGGUCGUCUAAAGACGAAUUUCAGCAGGUCCUCACUAUGCUCGCACAAGAAGCAAUGGACACUAGUAAUAAGUUAGGCGUAGCUUUAGCGGAACUAGAUAGAAAUAGGAAUAAUAACACGGAGAAAAGGCUAGAUAUAAAUACCAGAAUAUCAGACAGUAGGUCACAUUUCUUGAAUGGCCUAACCAGUGAUUCUUAUGAUAAUUCUCAACCAGAAAUAAAAUUAGUCAACGUACACUCUGAGGUUGUGAGUGAACCCACUAACAGGCAUGUGAAGUCUGAUACCGAACAAACUAAAGGCCAAAAAACUGAAGACAGCCUUCUUGCAAUAUCAGAUCAGUUAAACAGAGUAGAAGAUCAACUUAAGCACAGCCAUGAGAAAGAGUUGAAUUUUGAUGACGAAAGGCUUUCAAGUUAUAUCGAUAAAACUGAAGAACCAUUAAAGGCCCAAGAAACCACAGUUAUGACUCCAGAGAAGAAGCUGGUACCAGAUGUUUUUCCAUUAACAGUGCAGAAUGACUCUAUUAAAGUUGAAUUAAAGAAUCAGAACGAUUUUGACUAUAAUAAUGAGAGAAAAUUAACUAAACCUAAACUGAAAUCAACCAAUCCCUUUUUGAAUUCAGAUGAAAAAUUACAAGAAAUAAAUGAAAUAAAUGCCUUCAAGGAAUUAAAAGACGGCAUUUCUGAUUUGAUUGCUGGAAUAUCGCAAGUUAAUGACAAGUUAUUUGUUCCUAAAUUACCAAAAGAUGACGAUAGCAAUAAACAUAAAGUAACGGGUAUAACUGAGGCUAGUAAGCAACUGAGCCAAGUGACUCAAGAAGUGCCAAAAUCAGUACCUAAUAGAGCAUCUGUUAAUUUAUCAAUUUACGAAGACGAUUUAGAAGUAAAGAAAGAUGCCGCCGAUUCGGCUGAAUACAAUUCAUCCGAAGAGUUGGCGACAAUUUUCAAUUUAGAUGGGAAUCUAAAACUGCACAGUGUUGAUCAAAAGGAACCUGAGAAAGUGAGAGAUGAGCUAAGCUCACCAAAACUAGUUCAGACUAUGAAUCAGCAACUAGGGCGGUUGUCCGUAGAUCGGAUAGACGAGCCAGCGAGCCAAGACCUGCCAUCUAACGUAGUACCGUGGCGAGCAAAGAGGCAAAACAAUUCACAAAGCGAAUCACGAGGCGACGCGCAGAAGCGCGAUUGGCACGAUGGCACGUUGAUGUUAGCUUGUACCUACACGCUGAUGAUAUCUCAGCACCUGGCCGAGCUGGACUGGCUGACGUUGCUGGGCUUGCUGCUCGCCGUCGUCACUAUCAUCGCUAUGCUAAUUAUUUAAUGUUGGGGGAUAUUGUAAACCUUAUUUUUGAUUAUGACGGGCACAAUGUUUUUUGAAAUUUUUUAUCAAUUCAGCAAGCGAUAGGUACUAUAAAUGUUUAAAUUAAAGGAACAAUUUAAAACUGUACCGCUUCGGGCAAGACAACUUCGCGAUUUUUUGGAACAACGGUCCAAUCGCUUUUACCCUCCAGUAGGUUACCUGCAGCAACCAGCAGUAACUGAGCUACAUAAGCUUACUCAGCGUGCCUUAGCGAGGCGCAUAGCGACAUCGUCCAUCAAAAUCCUUGCCCGAGAUGGUAAAUUGUUCCAUUUUUCCCUUAUCUAAUUUUUUUUACAUGUUAUCCCUAACAGUACCGAAAAACAUUGACAUUGAAUAAUUUAGGAGAUACAUUUGAGGUUUGAAAAAAUCUAAGUUUACUAGCAGUACAGUUCGAGAGAGUGAUGUCAAAGAAAGAGUUGAGGUGUGAAUGUUUUGACAAAACGAUAGACGUGUCUAAACGAUGCAUUUUGGCCCUAAGUACAUCAAUUUAUUUUUUUUGAAAAUUACAAAAAAAUAUUAGCUAUGCAUAUAAAUUAUUUUUCUAGCAAUUAAUUGCUAUUUAAAAGCUAGUAGUAAUACAACAACGCUAGCUAGUUUUAAAACAUUUUUACAAUAUCCCCGUAACAUAUACCUAACAAUUACGAAAUGCUUUAGUUUAAGAUAUAGAGCUGUAAUCAAAAACCAACACAAUAUUUAUGAAUAUGAACAUCACGCAAAUAUUAUAAAAAAUCAUUAGAUGCAUUUAACCAAGCGACGCUUUAAAAUAUAACGCCGAGCAAAACUUUUUUUAAGUGUUUUUAACGACAAAUUAACCAAACAACUGACUUUUCAAUUUGUUCGUGAUAUCAUGAAACAUUUAUUCAUAUUAAUACAGACAUACAUACACAUCCAUUUACAUAUUAUUAUAAUAUAACAAAACAAAUGAUGAUAGUUUAAAACAUAUUUAGAUACUACCUAAAAUUUUAAUGUCAGAAUUUUAAAUUG
Messenger RNA from Cydia strobilella, 5931 nucleotides. RefSeq lists its product as uncharacterized. NCBI's taxonomy places the organism in Eukaryota, Metazoa, Arthropoda, Insecta, Lepidoptera, Tortricidae. Bases 346 to 4908 code for a protein of 1520 amino acids. The record is from RefSeq and is a predicted model, not a curated record. The transcript has 3 exons.